AUGGUGUCGGUAUUCACCACCCUUCCAAUGGUCUAUGGGUAUAUGGUGAGGGCGAGGAAGAUGGUCGACACAAAUCUACAGUAUUGCAAGGAUUCGGCCACCGACAUUUGGUCGAAUAUCAGCCAAAUUGACGGGCGGCUGAAGAACCGGACGGCCAGACAGGCAUACAACCCGGGGCCGCAGACGUACAAUACUGGAAGCGGAAGUGGACAUGCUAAUGGCGGACAACACGGGCCAGAUUUGGACCUGGUUCCGCAUCUGGACAUGCUUCCGGAAGCGGAACAGCUUCGAGUAUACAUUCCGGAAGUGAAAGCGCAGCUGGAUCAUACUCCGGAAGCGGAAGUGGAUCCGGUUCAGCAGCCGGUUCCGGAUUCGGCGCCGGAUGUGGAAACUGCUGCAAACCAGGACCUCCAGGAGCCGCCGGAACGCCCGGAAGACCCGGCAAGCCCGCCGUGUCCGGCAGGGCCACCUGGGCCUCCUGGCCCGGCUGGACCACCUGGAGGACCCGGAAAUGAUGGCCAACCAGCGAUUGCAAGCGGAGGGGGGCCACCCGGACCCCUUGGACCACCAGGCCCGCCCGGCGAGGCCGGAAAGCCGGGAGGUGAUGGACAGCCUGGUGCUCGGGCGAAGCCGGGAGCGAGCGAAGCUUCAGCUCCAAGUGAGCCUGGACCUCCUGGACCACCAGGACCGCCUGGAGCUCCUGGUCAAGAUGGAAUGAGUGUGGAGGGACAGAAAGGGGCACCAGGACCGCCUGGACCACCGGGACCGCCAGGAGCCCCCGGAAUAGACGGAAACCCCGGCCCGUCCGGCCAAUCCGGAAACGACGGUCCCCUGGGCGAAAAGGGUAUCUGCCCCAGGUAUUGCGCGAUCGACGGCGGUGUCUUUUUCGAGGACGGCACCCGGCGA
Molecule: messenger RNA, 906 nt
Organism: Mesorhabditis spiculigera
Lineage: Eukaryota; Metazoa; Nematoda; Chromadorea; Rhabditida; Rhabditidae
Source: the annotation of a GenBank genome assembly